AAGGCCAUAUCACUUUCUUUCCCCUUUUCCCCUUAUAGAUAAAACUUGCCAAACCCUAAAAGCUAAGAAACUUAAGAGUUUAAAGUUUAACAAAAAAGCUUUUGAGUUCUGAGCAGUGAAACUAAUGGCAAUAAAAGAGCGAUCGUUGGAGGAGACACCAACAUGGGCUGUUGCUGUUGUUUGCUUCGUUCUCCUUUUCAUUUCCAUCAUGAUCGAAUACUUCUUGCACUUUGUUGGUCACUGGUUUAAAAAGAAGCACAAGAAAGCUUUAUCUGAAGCUCUUGAAAAGGUUAAAGCAGAGUUGAUGCUUCUGGGAUUCAUAUCGCUUCUAUUGGUUGUAUUGCAAACACCAGUCUCCCAGAUUUGCAUUCCAAGAAAUAUUGCUGCGACUUGGCAUCCUUGUAGCAACCAUCAAGAAAUUGCUAAAUACGGUAAAGAUUAUAUCGACGAUGGCCGCAAAAUUCUUGAAGAUAUUGACUCCAAAGACUUUUAUAGUCCUCGCCGAAAUUUAGCCACCAAGGGUUAUGACAAAUGUGCAGAAAAGGGGAAAGUAGCAUUAGUAUCUGCUUAUGGUAUCCACCAGCUGCAUAUAUUCAUCUUUGUGCUCGCUGUUUUUCAUGUUCUCUACUGCAUUAUAACCUAUGCUUUAGGAAAGACCAAGAUGAAGAAAUGGAAGUCAUGGGAGAGAGAGACCAAAACAAUUGAGUACCAAUAUGCCAAUGGUAUGUACAUACAUACAUGAUCUCAUCGCCAUAGAGUUUCUUUUUGUAGUAGUAAUCAAAGAAAACAAAGACUAAUAAUCCGGUAGUUGACGUUGCCAACGUUAAC
Arabidopsis lyrata subsp. lyrata is the source of this 828-nucleotide messenger RNA. RefSeq names its product MLO-like protein 12. Gene Ontology annotation, cellular component: membrane. Lineage: Eukaryota; Viridiplantae; Streptophyta; Magnoliopsida; Brassicales; Brassicaceae. The transcript is spliced from 5 exons. The record is from RefSeq and is a predicted model, not a curated record. The coding region runs from base 125 to 742 and encodes 205 amino acids. Gene Ontology annotation, biological process: defense response.